Molecule: messenger RNA, 2025 nt
Organism: Paralichthys olivaceus (Japanese flounder)
Lineage: Eukaryota; Metazoa; Chordata; Actinopteri; Pleuronectiformes; Paralichthyidae
Gene: prrg2
Product: proline rich Gla (G-carboxyglutamic acid) 2
Cellular component (GO): extracellular region; plasma membrane
Molecular function (GO): calcium ion binding
Source: RefSeq, a predicted model, not a curated record
UGUGAAUUCACAGUGGUGCUUACAUGUUUCCGAAAAUCUAGCACCAGCAAUAUUGUUCUCCCAGAAACCUCGGACAGACAGAGCAAACUGCAGUGGACAGUUGUUUGCUACAAUGGCAGCCAUAUCAGAGGUGUGGAUCCUGGCAUUGUCCCUACUGCAGCUGGCCCACUGUGCUGUCACCUCCAGGCGGGCUCCAGGAGAGCCUGUGUUGUUGGAUGAGCAGUCAGCGAACUCCUACCUGUCGCGCACACUGCUUUAUAACAGCUGGGACUUUGAGCUGUUGGUGUCUGACAAUUUGGAGAGGGAGUGUCAUGAGGAGCUGUGCAGCCAUGAGGAGGCCAGAGAGGUGUUUGAGGACGAUGCCAAAACGGAAAUAUUUUGGACCUCCUAUGUCAACAGUCAAGCGCAUACUCCCAGAGUGGAUGUGUCGGGGCUGGUGGCAGGUAUCCUGGCUGUCCUAGUGGUUGCUGUUAUUACCACUGUCCUGGGAAUCUACUUCUACAAAGCUAAGAAGAAGGAUAGGAUGAGGUCAGCCCACGCUCCAGUGAGGAUGGCAGCAGAUGGCCGUCCAGCCCCAGAGAUGGUGCCCCUUGCUGGGAUCACUGCUCCGGGUCUACCCAGCUACAAUGAGGCUCUGAACCGCAGUGGGCAGCAUGAUGCCCCACCACCACCUUAUUCAGGGGGUGCGCCGUCAGAGCCCGCUGAUCCUGGAGACAACGAAUAGGAGGGUUGACAAAGCUUCUUCAAAUGCCUAGUGGGAAAGAUUUGAGUCUACCUUUUGAAUGUGUGUGUGUGUGUGUGCACACAUUGUGCUUAUGAGUGAAGUUGGGUCACAGUAAGCAUAGAAUAAACUCUUCUGAAAAGGUAGAAUGAGAUGUGGAGAGGGUGAGGAACAGGUCUUGCGGGUUUCACCUCACGACUGUAUUUCAUUUGUAGGGUAGUUUUGAGUUGAGGGAAAUAUGGACAAUUCAUUCCUAGAGAAAAAUGGUUUAAUGCAAUAAAUUGCAUUACAAUUACAUAAAGCUCCAAUUAUUUUAUUCAACUAUUGCAACUUGACAGACCAGUAUAGACAAGUGCAUGUGUGUAUAAUUUAAGUCAGGAGAAUGUCUCCACGUCACAUAUUGGAACCUGUGUUUGUUGUAAUCACAGCAGUUUACUUGUAUUUCAGAGGGGUUACAGAGACUACUCCACACUGUGUGUGUGUGUGUGUGUGUGUGUGUGUGUGUGUGUGUGUGUUUGUUACCUCUUUAUGACGUUUUCUAGCAUAAACAAUGACAUUUGUAACUGAUGAUGUCAUCACAAUCACCACCUUUAUAUGCAAAGUAGGCUCUAAAAUAAAAAUAAAUAAAAUGCUCUAAUUUUAUACACAUGCCAAUUGGCACUGCAGAUGAAUAGGAUUUUAAAAAAUGAACUAAGACAUUUCUCCACAGAACUUAACCAGUUAAUGACAUACAUCAAUAAAUAUGUUUAAAUGUGCAGAUUAGCUUGCUUGAUGAAUGUAGGAGAAAUCUACGGAUCCAAACUGAUGGCAGUAGAACAAACACCAUGUAAAUGUGUAGUUUUGGAAGUUUUCUUUCCAUUAGAGUAAAGGAAGACGAAGAACACAAAUAGACCAAAAUCUCAAAAUUGACCAGUAUGAAAGAAACAUUUUUUUGCCUCUAGUGUCCUGCCUUAAACAGUAUCUGUAUCAUUUUGUUUGUAGGCUCCUCAUCUAAUAUUCAUUCCACUUGUUGUUUGCUGAUGGAUAUUUAUCAAUACACGAAACAGUCAACACUCCCUCAAAUGUGAAAGGAGGGAUCUGUUAGAACACUGAAACUAGGUCCUUAUCAACAUCUGUUCAUGUGUGUGUGUUAUUCUAAAUAUAUACUAGAAAUAAAAAAUUACAGUUAAACAACUAUUCCUAUAGUCUCUUAACCCCAAACUCUCUUCGCUCCCAUCUUUCCACCGACCCCUCCUCUCCCCUGUUUUUUGCUGCACAGUCACCAAAGUGCUACCUUGUGGCUCAGGGGUUAGAGUGUAUCCUUU